Messenger RNA from Striga asiatica, 2438 nucleotides. NCBI's taxonomy places the organism in Eukaryota, Viridiplantae, Streptophyta, Magnoliopsida, Lamiales, Orobanchaceae. The record is from the annotation of a GenBank genome assembly.
UUCGCGCCAGCGCACGACCUGGCCAAUGAAAUGCCAGACACGCACGUGACAGCGCAUACGUAUCCCAAUCCCAAAGCGCCAUUCACACGUGCGUUGGCGUCCAUUGAACCCGACCUCCGCCCGUCGCUUUCUAAGCCCGUGUCAGAUCACAGCUACUAAAAUAACCUCUUUCCCUCCUUUUUACUUCAUUUGUGCCGCCUCUCACUUAAAUGCUGAAAAAUCAGCUUUCCCUUUUUGUUUUCCUUUUUACCAAAAGAAGAUGAAAGCAUAGCAAGCUGAAACUUGAAGUGUUGCGUAAUUUGCUGGCCAGGUUCCUCUAAAUGGAAUCCUGUGACUGUGUCGAGUCUCACUGGCCGGGCGAUGAGCUCCUCGUCAAAUACCAGUACAUAUCCGAUUUCCUCAUAGCGGUUGCGUAUUUCUCCAUUCCUCUGGAACUCAUCUACUUCGUCCACCGAUCUUCCUUCUUCCCUUACCGAUGGGUGCUGAUACAGUUCGGCGCAUUCAUAAUCCUCUGUGGCGCGACCCACCUCAUCAACCUGUGGACCUUCUCCCUCCACUCCAAAACCGUAGCUAUAGUAAUGACGGUAGCCAAGAUAUCCACGGCUGCAGUCUCGUGUGUAACAGCCCUGAUGCUUGUCCACAUCAUCCCCGACCUGCUCAGCGUGAAGACUCGCGAGUCGUUUUUGAGAAACAAAGCCGAGGAGCUCGACCGUGAAAUGGGGCUCAUCAUGAAGCAGGAGGAGACGAGCAGGCACGUCCGCAUGCUGACCCACGAGAUCCGGAGUACCCUCGACCGGCACACGAUUCUGAGGACGACACUUGUCGAGCUCGGGAGGGCGCUCGACUUGGAAGAGUGUGCCCUGUGGAUGCCCUCCCGGGGAGGGGCCAGCCUCCAGCUGUCACACACGCUGAGCAGCUCGAUGCAUGUGGGGUCCACUGUGCCGGUCAAUCUUCCUCUGGUUAAUAAGAUAUUUAGCAGCGAUGAGGCUGUUCGGAUUCCUCACGCUUGCCCUCUGGCACAAGUGGGGCCUCGGGGUCGGGGGGUGAGCUACGGGUCUCCUGAAGUAAUUGCUGUGCGGGUCCCACUUCUGAGCCUAUCGAAUUUCCGUGUCGAUGGGUUGGCCGAGCUUUCCCGGAGGAGCUAUGCGGUGAUGGUUUUGGUUCUGAGCGGGGUGAGAAAAUGGCGGGAGCAUGAGCUCGAGCUCGUGGAAGUUGUCGUUGACCAGGUUGCGGUGGCCCUUUCUCAUGCAGCAAUUAUGGAAGAAUCGACUCGGGCCCACGACCAGCUCGUGCAGCACAAUACAGCUCUUGAUUUAGCUCGACAGGAAGCCGAGACAGCUGUACGUGCUCGGAACGACUUUCUGGCUGUGAUGAAUCACGAGAUGAGGACGCCAAUGCACGCAAUUAUCUCCCUUUGUUCAUUGCUUUUAGAGGCUGAACUGAAUCCACAACAAAGGAUUAUGAUAGAGACAAUAUUGAAGUGUAGCAAUCUCCUCGCAACACUCAUUAACGACGUGCUCGAUCUUUCGAGGCUCGAAGAUGGAAGCCUUGCCUUGGAUUCCAAGAUUUUCGAUCUCCAAGCAGCUUUUCGAGACGUUUUCAACUUGGUAAAGCCUAUUGCGGACGUGAAGAAACUAUCCCUGACUUUGACGUUGGCUCUGGAUGUACCAGCUUAUGCUUGUGGAGAUGAGAAGCGGCUAAUGCAGAUCAUAUUGAUUAUUUUGGGUAAUGCUGUUAAGUUCACAAAGGAAGGUCAUGUGGUAAUCGAGGCUUGUGUUCUUAAACCUGAAUACCUUAGGGGCUGGCUAUCUUCCGAUUUCUAUCCCCCAUCAACUGAUGCUCACUUCUACUUGCAAGUUCAGGUAAGAGAUUCUGGAUGUGGGAUCAGCCCAAGUGAUAUUCCCCGCCUGUUCACCAAAUUUACCGAGACAAGGGAUUUGCCUCACUGUAAUAAAGCAGGUCUCGGCCUUCCCAUUUGCAAAAGGUUUGUGAAUCUCAUGGGAGGGAACAUAUGGAUCGAAAGUGAAGGCCUUGGCAAGGGCAGCACAUUUACAUUUGUCGUUAAGCUCGACACAUGCAACAACCCGAAUGCACCUGUCAAAAGCGGUAGCUCUUUUACCUCGGUUGCUCGUGAGUCAUUCGAAGGAAGAUUCAAGCGCGUUCAAGCUCAAAACCGACGUUCAAUCCGGAAACAAGCUGCCAAGCCUCCGAAUUGCGUUAUUAAAGUCAAGACCGGCGUAGAGAAGAUCAAAAUCAACUUUGCGGCGAAGACCAAGGACUCGUGUUCUUCACGUUCUUGGGAAAUCAAGACGUUCGAUUCGAGAUCAAGCUGUCAAGCCCUCGAAGAAACGUUAUUUAAAUUCAAAUUCAAGACCGGCGGAGAUCAAACUGAAGAUUCGUCUCCAAAAGUCUCAAAUCCACUUGAAGAUUGUUCUUGA